AUGCGACUCACAGCUCUCGCUGCCUGGUUGUGUUACACUGGCUUCUGUCACGGAUAUUCUGUUAUAGAAUCGGAAGACGUCGUGCACGGCCUUUUCAAGCUUAAUUCAGCACGUUAUGCAUAUGGGUACCAUCCUUUGAUUUGGGACUCUACCCUUGCCUCCUAUGCGCAAUACUAUGCCAACCAAUUGGGCUAUGGUGCCGUUGUUCCUGAUAAUUUGCAGAGAACUGCUGUAUACACAGAGGCCUCGGCCACGUGCGUGGGUCAACCACAGAGGCGUACUUUCGAGACUGCUGCGAACUUCUGGCUUAUUGCCAAAGAGAGGCCCAACCGUGAACAAAGGGACUACUACAACUACCGUAAGCGAUAUCUCCGCUCCGUUAUGAUCUUCACAUUCUAA
Fusarium tjaetaba is the source of this 399-nucleotide messenger RNA. RefSeq names its product Basic form of pathogenesis 1. The coding region runs from base 1 to 399 and encodes 132 amino acids. NCBI's taxonomy places the organism in Eukaryota, Fungi, Ascomycota, Sordariomycetes, Hypocreales, Nectriaceae. The record is from RefSeq and is a predicted model, not a curated record. The transcript has a single exon.